Molecule: messenger RNA, 201 nt
Organism: Helobdella robusta
Lineage: Eukaryota; Metazoa; Annelida; Clitellata; Rhynchobdellida; Glossiphoniidae
Exons: 2
Biological process (GO): anatomical structure development; cell differentiation; regulation of transcription by RNA polymerase II
Molecular function (GO): RNA polymerase II cis-regulatory region sequence-specific DNA binding; nuclear receptor activity; zinc ion binding
Source: RefSeq, a predicted model, not a curated record
UGUAGGAUAUGUGGGGACAGGAGCAGUGGGAAUCAUUACGGGAUCGUAUCCUGUGAGGGAUGCAAGAGCUUUUUCAAGAGAGCUGUCCGAAAUGGGUCGCAGUUUCGAUGCAAGAAGUUCGGAGCAUGUGAGGUGACGCUGACCAGCAGGACCCAAUGUCCGGGCUGCAGGAUGGACAGGUGUCUGAAGAUGGGAAUGAAA